Myotis brandtii (Brandt's bat) is the source of this 1083-nucleotide messenger RNA. RefSeq names its product keratin-associated protein 29-1 (gene KRTAP29-1). Gene Ontology annotation, cellular component: keratin filament. Bases 1 to 1083 code for a protein of 360 amino acids. Gene Ontology annotation, molecular function: structural molecule activity. The transcript has a single exon. Lineage: Eukaryota; Metazoa; Chordata; Mammalia; Chiroptera; Vespertilionidae. The record is from RefSeq and is a predicted model, not a curated record.
AUGAUGGACGGCUGUUGUCCUGGAAAUGCCGUGGCCAUUCCAGCUGGGCCCACCAUCUCCAUGUGCCCAACGAGUGGCAGCUUCCGAAAUGGCAUCCUUUUGCCUAGCUUCUGCCGGAGCAGAACCUGGCAACUGGUCACAUGCCAAGGACACUGCCAGCCAUCCGGCAGUGUCCCAGGAGGCUGUGAACCUGCUCCAUGCCACCCUACCUGCCUUCCAGCAACUUCCUGUGUGGGCUUUGUUUGCCAACCCAUUUGCUCCUGCACAGCCUGCUACGAAUCCAGCCCCGGUCAGGCUCCUCGUCUGGUUAGCUCCUGCCAGCCCUCCUGCUUAGAACCCACCGUCGGCCGGGAAAAGUGCUGCAAAGCCAGCCCCGGUCAGCAAAGUUCCUGCCAGGCACCUGUCUUCAUGUCCGGAUCGCGCCAGGCAGCUUGUGACCAAUCAGUCUGCCGUGACACUAGGUCCUGCCAGCCAUCCUGCUCUGAGGUGACUCCCUGUCCUGAAACAUCGUGCCCACCGACCGCCUGUGCAGCUACUCCAUGUCAGCCAACUUGCUGCCAAGCGGGUUCAUGCCACCCCAUGAGUGGCGAAGGUCAGCCCUGCAGAUCAACUUAUUACCAGCCCAUCUGCUACGUUUUCAAGACUUGCCAAUCAGUUCCCUGCAUGCCCGUUCCCUGCCAGCCAUCGCCUUGCGUGUUCGGUUCUUGCAAUCCUGCUUGCUGUGUGACCUCCCCUUGCCAGCCACCGCCCUGCCAAGCAGCUCCUUCCAGAUCCUUCAUCUGCUGGCCGGCAGCUAACUGCCGGCCCCCUUGCUCUGUGAAGAACUCUUGCACACCCGCAUCCUGUGGCACCGGGCCUUCUGGUCAACCAACCUGUGGCGGACCCACCUCCUGCAACCAAGGUGGCUGCAAAUCCCCUUCCCACCAACCCGCCUGCUGUGUGACAGGUUUAGGCAAAGUGUCCAGUGGUGACUCCAAUUGCUUCCAGCCAAGUCCUCCACGUCCCUGCAAAGCCAGCCCCUGCUUGCCGACUUCCUGUCAACCCGGCCUCGAGUCCAGCUCCUGUAAGGCAACUCUUGGCUGA